AUGGCCGCCACCGAGGUCUCGGGCCCUUCCACGCAGUUUACCAAAAUCAAAGAGCCUGAUGUGCUGCCGGCCCAAGUCCCAGAGCAGGGUAUGCAGGAAGAAACGGUGCGCAGAUCUGGGAGCCCGCAGGGCGCCAGCGAGCUGCAGGCCGAGGGGAGCUGCAGGCCCCUGCAAGCCAAGCACCUGGAGGGAGAGCUGUCGCUGGUGCCCGCCCCGAGCGAGAAGCACAUCCUGACACUGCAGACCGUGCACUUGGCUUCUGAAGACGUGGAGAUGCGGGAGCUGGGCUGGCUGAGUGCACAGCCGGCAGAGGAGGUGCAGGUGGUGGUGCAGGCCGACAGCGGGCUGCCGUCGCUGCUGUGGCUCCGCGAAGAGCCCCAACAGAGUGCGCAGCAGUGCCUGGCCAUCAGCGUCCAGGAAGAGCUGUUCCCGCUGCAAGGGGUGGAGGUGAUGCAGUUCCACCUGCUGGAGGAGAACGUGUCCGCAACCGGCGAAGAGCGCCAGUUAGCGGCCAGCGGGGCCCAAAGCACAGGAUUGACCAAGCUUGAAAAAGGUGAGGAAGAGGAGCAGCUGGUGAUGGAAAACCGAUCAACUGAAAGCACAGAAGAGCAAUUCUUCCUUGUGGAAGCAAGGCCAGGAGACGAAGGAAAAGAUGAAAUUGUUCUGACAAUUUCCAAUUUAAACGUGGAAGAACAGCAAGAUAAACCUGCAUCUGGUCAAGCAGAUGUCGAAAAAGCCAGCUCUAUAAAAAAUCAAAGAAAAACAAAGGCAGCCAAGCGGACCUUCCGGACCUUCCGCUGCAGCGUCUGCAUGUUCACCUCCUCUAGAGUCUCGAGUUUCAAUCGUCACAUGAAAACCCACACCAGCGAGAAGCCUCACAUGUGCCACCUUUGCUUGAAGGCGUUCCGCACCGUCACUCUGCUGCGGAACCACGUCAACACCCACACAGGAACCAGGCCCUACAAGUGUGGGGACUGCGACAUGGCCUUUGUGACCAGCGGGGAGCUCGUCCGGCACAGGCGCUACAGACACACCCACGAGAAGCCCUUCAGCUGCUCCUUGUGCAAAUACGCGAGCGUGGAGGCCAGCAAGCUGAAGCGCCACAUCCGCUCGCACACGGGGGAGCGCCCCUUCCAGUGCCGCCUGUGCAGCUACGCCAGCAAGGACUCCUACAAGCUGAAGCGCCACAUGCGCACACACUCGGGUGAGAAGCCCUACGAGUGCCACGUCUGUCAUGCCCGGUUCACCCAGAGCGGGACCAUGAAGAUCCACGUGCUGCAGAAGCACAGCGAGAACGUGCCCAAGUACCAGUGUCCCCACUGUGCCACCAUCAUCGCGCGGAAGAGCGACCUGCGUGUGCACUUGCGCAACCUGCACACCUACAAGGCCACAGAGAUGAGGUGCCGCUACUGCUCCGCCGGGUUCCACGAGCGCUAUGCCCUCAUUCAGCACCAGAAGACCCACAGGAACGAGAAGAGGUUCAGGUGCCAGCACUGCAGCUACGCCUGCAAACAGGAGCGCCACAUGACCGUCCACGUCCGCACCCACACGGGGGAGAAGCCCUUCGAGUGCCUUUCCUGCGACAAGCGCUUCCGGCAGAAGCAGCUUCUCAACGUCCACUUCCGGAAGUACCACGACUCGGAUUUCAUCCCCAGGGUGCACAAGUGCCCCAAGUGCGGCAAGGGCUUCUCCCGCUGGAGCAACAUGCACAGACACGCAGAGAAGUGUGACUCGGGCCAGGAGAGGACGGCCACCUCGGGGAAAGGAAGACGGGUGAGGAAGAGGCGGCCGACAGUCCCCAAGGAAGCAGGAAAGGAUGACGAGGCUGCUGCAGCAGAGGUCUCCGUUGCCAGCGGGGCCCCGCUCCCCGGCCAGGUGGCUCCUGUCCCCCGUGAAGAAACAGCAGCCGGCGGCAGGGCCCUGGGUGAAGACAUGACCUGCGAGAUCAUCCUCAACAUGAUGGUCGAGUGA
Molecule: messenger RNA, 1971 nt
Organism: Marmota flaviventris (yellow-bellied marmot)
Lineage: Eukaryota; Metazoa; Chordata; Mammalia; Rodentia; Sciuridae
Source: RefSeq, a predicted model, not a curated record